Castor canadensis (American beaver) is the source of this 776-nucleotide messenger RNA. RefSeq names its product ribosomal protein S5 (gene Rps5). Gene Ontology annotation, cellular component: small ribosomal subunit. The record is from RefSeq and is a predicted model, not a curated record. Gene Ontology annotation, biological process: translation. Gene Ontology annotation, molecular function: structural constituent of ribosome; RNA binding. NCBI's taxonomy places the organism in Eukaryota, Metazoa, Chordata, Mammalia, Rodentia, Castoridae.
UUUCGUUCCUCUUAAAAGCGUCAGCCUGCAUCGCGCGGCCUUUUCCUGUCUGUGUCAAGGCGGCGCGUGGUGCAAGCGGAGCUACAGGGAGGCUCCGACUGAGUCUUCAGGAUGACCGAGUGGGAGACAGCUGCACCAGCAGUGGCAGAGACCCCUGACAUCAAACUCUUUGGGAAGUGGAGCACAGAUGACGUGCAGAUCAAUGACAUUUCCCUGCAGGAUUAUAUUGCAGUCAAAGAGAAGUAUGCCAAGUACCUGCCCCACAGUGCAGGGCGCUAUGCCGCCAAGCGCUUCCGCAAAGCACAGUGCCCCAUCGUGGAGCGUCUCACUAACUCCAUGAUGAUGCACGGUCGGAACAAUGGCAAGAAGCUCAUGACUGUGCGCAUUGUCAAGCAUGCCUUUGAGAUCAUCCACCUGCUCACUGGUGAGAACCCUCUACAGGUCCUGGUGAAUGCCAUCAUUAACAGUGGUCCCCGGGAGGACUCAACUCGUAUUGGGCGAGCUGGAACAGUGAGACGGCAGGCUGUGGAUGUGUCCCCACUGCGCCGAGUGAAUCAGGCCAUCUGGCUGCUGUGCACAGGUGCCCGUGAGGCUGCCUUCCGGAACAUCAAGACCAUAGCUGAGUGCCUGGCAGAUGAGCUCAUCAAUGCUGCCAAGGGCUCUUCCAACUCCUAUGCCAUCAAGAAGAAGGACGAGCUGGAGCGUGUGGCCAAGUCCAACCGUUGAUUCCCCAGUUGCUGCCUAAUAAAUUGUCUGCCCUUUGGGGCAGCUCCACC